AUGAGGGGACCGCUAAUAAGUCGAGCCUCUUACUUGAAACGACAAAGGGAAAAAGCCUACGCGGACCUUCUGAGACAACUUCGGGACGUAACAAACGCCCAUCUCCUAAACCCGUCUGACACACAAGCUAAAUCCAUUAUAGAUAUCACUAACCAAAUAAAUACCAUGACCCUCCACAAAACGGCCUAUAUGCUAACAAAACUGAGAAUGAAAACGUACACCCAAGGCAACAAGGCAGGGAAACAUUUAGCAACGAUGCUCAAACAAAAACAAGCAAAUUCCAAAAUCCCAUAUCUAGUCAAAAGGUCUGGGGAAAAAAUCCAUAACCCACAAGAUAUCAAUGACGAGAUGGCCGAAUACUACCAAACCCUUUACAACCUAAAAAAUGACCCUACCGUCCACCAACACACCAAAUACGAAAUUGACACACUUCUUCAAAAGACAACUCUACCAACACUAUCGGAGGCCCAAAUCCAAAAAAUUCAGGAUCCAAUCACUGUACAAUAA
This is a messenger RNA of Pelobates cultripes (western spadefoot toad), 507 nucleotides long. The record is from the annotation of a GenBank genome assembly. Lineage: Eukaryota; Metazoa; Chordata; Amphibia; Anura; Pelobatidae.